UGACGACAGCAUUCACAUUCGUAAGUUCAUAACUGAAACCAAAAGUCUCAUAUGCAUUAUAACCUUUCAACGCACCACACUGACUUUUCGAGGCUGAAUCAGGUUGAGAGCAGACUUGAGUGAAACCAUGCAGAGAGAGACUCUGACGAUCAUUCUCCUUUUACUCUGUGCUGGGCUUCCAGGUGACUGUGGAGUAAUCGAGUUUCCAGCACUCCAUUCUGAUAUAACUGCCUGUAUGAAAAUGACAUGUGCCAGGAGUAUCAAUGCCUGUGUGGACACACAUGGACAGGCCCCCACAGAACAACUCAAAGGUUGUGUUGUCCACAAAUGUAGGAAAAUCACCAACCGCUGUGUAGAUCAGUUCUUCCAACAGUAUCUACCCCUGUUAUUGGCAAAAAAUCCAAAAGUUGCCUCAAUUGUUGAACCAAAUACCGAGCUUUUCAUGGCUGAAAUGACAGAUGCUUAUCUUGAAUGCUGGCUCGAGACGACAGACUCCGAAGUCGGAGGUUGUCAUAUGGGCAGGCUCAUUGAUAAGGCACAGCCGUUUAUUACCUCGUUCUUUGCAUUGAUCUUUGAUGAUCCAGUUGCUGUGAGCUGUUGGCUCUACCAUACUUUGAAAGGAAUGGUAAGCUGCUCUGGUCAGCUAGAUGACAACUACAUCAAGGAACUGAAAAAAAGGGCAGAGAGAGAGAUGAAAGACAACAUGUUACGUUAUAUGACAUGCAUGAGCAAACCCAUUCCAAACUGGAACUGGUGUAAAGGUCUCUUCGAUGAUCUUUUUGCUUCAUCACCAAAGAGGAAACGACAGUACAAAGACUUCUUCAUCUGUUCAAUCCACGGUGGGAUUACUGCAACAGCGAAAUGCUAAAACUUGUUUUACGAGGGUAAUGUUGGGCAUUUGCAGGUUUCCAAAGCAACAGGUGACCAGUGGAAACACGACAAAAAAAAAAAAAAGAAUAACGUAUUUUGAAUGAAUCAUCCACAAACACAAGAGUUUGAUUAUACUUUGAAAAUCAUUAUUUUGUUUUAUCUUUAACAUUUUGAAACUAUUAUAUGUAAAGCACUAAUACUGUCUUUUAUUACAUAGACAAUGAAUAAACAUAUAAAUCACAAUUAAAUGUUCAACUUUGGAUACAAAACACACAUUGGAUUGUUUUUCACUCCACAACUGUCACACCCUGACCAUAGUUUAUUUGUAUGUUUCUAUGUUUUGGUUGGUCAGGGUGUGAUCUGAGUGGGCAUUCUAUGUUGGAUGUCUUGUUUGUCUAUUUCUAUGUCUGGCCUGAUAUGGUUCUCAAUCAGAGGCAGGUGUUAGUCAUUGUCUCUGAUUGGGAACCAUAUUUAGGUAGCCUGGGUUUCACUGUGCGUUUGUGGGUGAUUGUUCCUGUCUUUGUGGCACCAGAUAGGACUGUUUUGGUUUUUGCACGUUUCUUGUUUUGUAGUGUUUGUGUUUUAGUUGUUUUAUUAAAACAUGAAUCUCAAUAGCCA
Molecule: messenger RNA, 1488 nt
Organism: Oncorhynchus masou masou (cherry salmon)
Lineage: Eukaryota; Metazoa; Chordata; Actinopteri; Salmoniformes; Salmonidae
Exons: 14
Coding region: 128-868 (246 amino acids)
Source: RefSeq, a predicted model, not a curated record